Messenger RNA from Coniophora puteana RWD-64-598 SS2, 5475 nucleotides. RefSeq lists its product as uncharacterized. The coding region runs from base 154 to 5424 and encodes 1756 amino acids. The transcript is spliced from 25 exons. The record is from RefSeq and is a predicted model, not a curated record. NCBI's taxonomy places the organism in Eukaryota, Fungi, Basidiomycota, Agaricomycetes, Boletales, Coniophoraceae.
CACAAUUUGGUCGAGCAAAGUCACGUUCAAUCAUACGAUUCACUGUCCUUCAGACGUUCCACAUCUUCUUUAAUAUUUUUACGACCCUAGUCACGAUCUUCCCGCCAACCAGCAAGUUACCUAAACGUAGUCUUGCACGGUGUUGACGGCGGCAUGGCAGCGAACAAGCAAGCAUUGUGGCAAGAUGGAUACGAUGAAGCGGUAGAGGUCAACCAGCGGGCUCUGAUCGACAAGGUGUUAGCGAGAUACUCGGGCGAAUUCACGGUCUUCAGGGAACUCCUUCAGAACUCGGACGAUGCCCAGUCCAACGCUGUCGAAAUACACUUCGAGACGGAUGCAUACCUUAAGCGGAAGGAAGGGAGGGAUGCCCUUGGCCCUACGGACGACGCGUUCCCAGACCUCAAGAAGACCCAGGUGUCGCAAUGGACAUUCAAGAACAAUGGUAUCAUAUUUAGAGACGAGGACUGGAGUCGGCUGCGGAAGAUAGCCGAGGGUAACCCGGACGAGGAGAAGAUCGGCGCGUUUGGUGUCGGCUUCUACAGUCUAUUCUCGGUCACGGAGGAACCCUUUGUCACGUCAGGAGGGCACGGAAUGCAGUUCCACUGGAAGAAAGAUAACAAGGAUCAGCUUCAAGUUAGACGUGGCAACCUCCCACCAACCGAUACCCCAGACCCCUGGACCACAUUCGAGAUGACCUUACGCGAACCCGGCACGAUACCACCAGCAUUCGACUUCACUCGUUUCCUCGCGUCUUCCAUCACAUUUAUGACCCACCUCUGCGAAGUCAGCCUCUUCCUUGACGAACACCGCCUCGUACGCCUCACGAAGUCGUCUGGCGUCAUGAAUGAUGCCACGCUGUUGAAAGGCAUCAAGGGCACAAGCGGGACGGGGAUGAUGGCAGUCCGAGGGAUUCGUUCAGCUCCUAUACGAAUCAAAGCAGAGGUCAUGCACGCCGUCUACUCCGUCGGCACCGAGAAGCCCCCACCCCUCCCCGCCGAAAAGCCUGUCAGACAAGCCCAAAGCGGCUUCUUCUCAUCCCUUUUUUCGAGCUUCACCGGAGGGAGCUCCACGCCGCAGCGCGUGGCUACCCCCUUACCGCCUCCCGCACCCGAAGACCCGCCGAUCAAGGUGCACGAAUCAAGCGUGACGCUGACGAUCUUCACCGCGGACGUCUCUGUGAGUGUCGACAAGAAGAUGGAAGCGGAACUGCAUCGGUCGACGAAGAAGAACCCACCGAGGCAACUGAAGUAUAGCUUGAUAUAUACAGGAAAGGACGAGUACGAUAACAGCGUAGAGGAAGAGAAGAAGCAGCCCAAAUCGAGUGGAAGCGUCUUCCAAGGUCUAAGAGCGGAUCUAAACGGCUCGGGCCAAGCUCGUGUGUUUAUCGGUCACGCGACGGGUCAAACCACCGGCAUCGGUGGGCAUAUGGCGUCUCGAUUCAUCCCAACCGUAGAACGAGAAUCAAUAGAUCUGGUAGAUCGCAACGUUGCAGUUUGGAAUCGUGAGCUACUCUAUGUUGGAGGUUUCCUCUGCCGGACGGCGUAUGAGCUCGAGUUGAGCAAUAUCAAGACUUUAUGGGACGGUGCCUCGUCAGCUGCGACUGACUUCCAGCCUGAUGCAGAACUAAAGAAGUGGUUGACCGCGCGGUUCAUCCACGUCCUCAAGUUCUUCUCGUUUCAUGUUUCUACACCAUCAUCAGACGUCUCUCGCCUACUUGAGGCCGCAUUCUUCGCAUGUUCGACGUCGCAUCCGUUCCACGUGCUCUCAACUGCGGGUGUACGCAGUGCUACCGCUGUCCGCGAGCCAGAUGCAAGCUUCGCUGUGUUCCUGAAGCGCCUACCUGUCCUCCCCGAGGAGGUGCUGAAGGACGCAAGCCGCAUGGUCGCGUCGAUGCGUGCCAGGGGUAUGAUCAAGAGCAUCAACUUUGAGGACGUGCUCGCUGAACUACGGCAACGCCCAUUGACUGAGACUGAGCUGAUUGCGUGUCUCCGAUGGUGGUCCGACGACGUCCUCCAGAACUCAACCCAGUCCCACCUAUCCUACAUUCGCCGCGAACUUCUCGAAGCCACCCUCGUCACCUUCCCGCAGAAAGACGCCUCCAAGUCCGACAAGAUACUUCCCCUCUCGAGCGUGCAGUUCUUCGUCAACCCGCGGAGCAUCAACAGCGUGCUCAAGGACCUCGACGGCCCGUUCCCGGACACACUUAUGCCCACGAGCACCACGCAGCACUUCACCGCCGAACAGCUCGCCUCGCUCUCGUGGCGUGAGCUAAGUGUCGCCGACUGGGUGGCGCACAUCUCCCGGCCCGAAGUUAUGGCUGCGGACUCGGCGUACGAUCUUCGCAUAUCUGCUCACUGGUCCGAGAAGGUGCUCAGCAUGCUCACGCGUACGUGGCCUUCCCUGUCGGCCGGCGCGAAGGAGAGCAUAUGCGCGGCGCUGAAGGACAAGACGUGUGUGCCGACAUCAAGUGGGAUGAAGCUGCCCGAGGAGUCGUAUUUUGCGAGCGCGAACAUUUUCAAGGAUCUGCCUGUUGUUACGUUCCCUUCUGGGUUUGUGAUCAAGGGUCCGAUGGAGAAGGUGUUGCUAGCGCUGGGGGUGCGCAAGCAUGUUGAUCUCCAGGUCGUUUUCAACAGAAUGAUCAAGACUGGCGACUGGUCCACCGCCGACCUCGUCACAUACCUCGUGUCCGUGCAAGCCAACCUCAGUCCUGAUGAGAACAUGCGCCUUCAGUCGACAUCCGUGUUUUUCCGCGAAGGAUCGACGUCUCAGGAUGGCAGCGGCAGACGCUCGCGGUACAAGGCCGCUGACCUGUAUGAGCCAAAUCCCACAUUCCGCCAGCUCGGGCUCCCCACGCUCGACUGGGGUGAGAAGUCUAAAUGGAAGAGCGGGUCCGAAGAAGCGAGAUUUUUGUAUCGACUGGGGCUUAAGCGGGCCCCUCCGCUGGACGUGAUUAUUAACUUGUCCGCGAGCACCGACAAGAGUGUCCAGCAGCAUGCGCUCAAGUAUUUGCUUGACAAUCUCGUUACACGUUAUCCCGAGUAUCACCCGAACAAGUACGCGGAGGUCGCAUUUGUUCCGGCAAUCAACGCAUUCAAGGAAUGUCUUGGGAAGCCUAACGAAGUUUUCGUGACUGCAGCAUGGAAAGACUUGGGCUAUCUGGUGGCCCAUCCGGAUGUUCGGGACGCCGUUAGCAAGCUUGGACUGCUGGAUCAUCCCCCAACAAAUUCGUUGGUCACGUUGCUUCAGAAGACGCCUCCGAAAGACGUAGAGACGGCUCAACGAUGGUUCGACAUCCUCGCAACUCGUAUCGUCGAUUUCGCACCUGGCGAGCUGACUGCCAUGUCGAAACUUCCCAUAGUCCCUGUCUCGAUAGGCGGAGCAAUACGCCACCUGUCCCCCAGCCAGUGUUACAUCGGCAAGAGCGCGUCACAGGAGUUCCACUCCAAGCUCUUCACCUACGUUGACUUCGGCAAGGCGGCUAACGGAUUCUUGAGUGCCUGUGGCACGAAGCAGGAGCCAUCGAUAGACGAGAUAGCGCAAAUCCUCAUCUCGGAUCCUCGGAAUUUCUUCACCCUCGCGGGUGGCAAAGAGAGCUAUCUCAUCGAGCUUCGCAACGUCGCCAACAAUGCCCGCCUAUUGUCGGGGGCGACGCUUACCCGUAUGAAAUCGGCUCCCAUUCUGCUCGGCACCAAGCGGAGCGUGCGCUCUGAUAAGCGCCGGAAGUCCAACGAGGCGGAUCUGGAAGAAGACGACUGGGAGCUGCUGCACGACCUGAAGAAAGCCAGUGAUAUCGUCAUCGUCGAUGAUACACAGGCUUACCAGCUCUUCGGGGACUCGGUUUUCACAGCUCCACAAGAUGAUUUGCUUGAGAACUUCUAUAUCCAGCUAGGAUCCAAACGCUUUAGCGCCAUCGUUCAAGAAGAGUACAAGUCCACCGCGGAAAACCGGAACUCACGAAUUGCAGCGAACACACGCUCACUCAUCCUCGAGCGGCUACCCCUUUUCCUUCAUGAGCAUACCCACUCCCGGCCACGUGUCUCUCUGAACUGGUUGGCGGGCGAGCGCAACUUCAUCGUCAGGGCGUUCGAUAAGCUCGUCAUCGUCAAACAUCUACGUAUCGCUGACGUGAACAUCACUCGCCACCUGGAAGCAUCUGCUGCCGCAAAGCGCAAUGCGAGGACUCUCACCAGCCUCAGUUCCGGUUCCAUCGAGCUAUGGCUUGCGCAGAGCUCUGAGAUUGACAUGUAUGAAGUGGCAAACGCACUAUGUCGUCUCAUCUUCGAGUCUCCCAAGACAAACGACGCUCUGCUGUUCAUGACAAUCCUCUCGACUGACCUUCGGACACUGAAGAGACGUGGCUACAACGUGGACAAGAUUCUCCGUCAGCAACAGGAUGCGCGGCAACGGGCAAUUGAAGCCGCAAAUGCUAACUCCACCGUAGCACUCCUUCCCCCGCCUGAGAAACCUCUCCCUGCACCUGUCUCCGCACCACCUGUCGUUCCACCGCGACCAACAUCGCCACCACAGAAAGAAGUUAUUCCAGGGGGAUGGGAUACCAAGCGACCGAUCUCGCCACCUACAGUAGCAAACACGCCGCCACCUCCAAAUGCACCGCCUCCUUAUAGCCAGAAGGAAGAAGUGGACGACCAGCCUUCGACAAGCCGCGGUGGCAGGCCUCUGUCUCAGAUGACGAGCUCGCUGAACAAGUGGAAACAACAGCUACUCCCAUCCACACGUGACGACUCUGGCUCCGGCGCAGGCGUCUCCCCCAACCCCGCAGCACCCCCGCUGACACGCAGGCCUAAUGCACCUGUCACGCCGCAGAGUAGCAUCCGCGCCAAUGUGACGCAAGCGAUCAACGCGUGUAAGCCGGAAGGCAACAACUUGAUUCAGAAUCGGAAGCAAAUGCAGAUGAUCAAGGAGUCGCUUGACGAUGGGUACUGCGAUAUCUCGGGUCAAGUGGGCGACCUCAAGCUUGUUGGUGAGUCGCCCCUCCCUGGACAAAUGGGAACUAUGAAGGUCUACGCUACACACGAUGUUCCCAGCCCCGAGACACUCGUCACCACGAAGCGCAACUCGUUAGCUCGCUUUAUCCACGUAAUCACUGCGCUGAGCCGAGUUUACUCGCUUCCAAUUUCAUCGCUCCAUGUCUUCUGUGAUAUGGGCGGUGGCCUGAUUGCGUUCAAUCGGAACGGUAGUAUAUUCCUUAACCUACGGUACUUCGAAGCGUGGCAUGAUCAGAAAGUGGAAAGAGGAGACCUUAAUGAGGCAUAUAUAUCAUGGUAUUUCACACUUGCCCACGAGAUCGCGCAUAACCUCGUGCAGCCUCAUAACUCGGAGCACGAAUUCUAUUUCUCGGCGCUGUGCGAGGAGCAUAUCAUGGCCUUUGGCAAAUUGCUCAGUCACGGCCCUGGGACGAACUAGAGGGGCAUGUUCUAACGUCGUUUCUCGAUCAAGAUUUGUAUCAUGUUGACA